Molecule: messenger RNA, 1913 nt
Organism: Neltuma alba
Lineage: Eukaryota; Viridiplantae; Streptophyta; Magnoliopsida; Fabales; Fabaceae
Product: O-glucosyltransferase rumi
Exons: 6
Coding region: 132-1556 (474 amino acids)
Source: RefSeq, a predicted model, not a curated record
UGCCAAAUUAGGAUUUCACAAACACGUCCUCUCCAUCAUGACCUCCUCUUCCUUCUUCUUCCUAACCUUGCCCCCACAAUCAUGUCCUUGGACCCUUCGUCUUCCUCAUUUCUUCCUCAUCUUCUUCUACCAUGAGACCUCCUCCUUGUAAGUCCUCUCCUCGACACCCUUCUUUACUCUUCACCUCCGUUGUCACUUUGUCUGUCUUAUCCCUCGCUAUCGUCCUCCUCUACAAGGUAGACAACUUCGUCUCCCAGACCAAGACGGUAGUGGGUCACAACUUGGAACCAACGCCCUGGCAUCAAUUCCCGCCCAAGUCGUUCGAUGAAGAAACCCGCCAUGCUCGUGCCUACAAAAUCAUACAGUGUUCUUACCUUACUUGUCGUUACAGAACCGGCGAUACAGUCCCGGAGCGACGUCGUUUCCCAGCGUCAUCUGGGUCGAACCGGACCAAGUGCCCCGAGUUCUUCAGCUCGAUCUAUCGGGAUCUGAAGCCUUGGGCUGCCUCUAAGAUAUCAAAGGCUCAUUUAUUAGAAGCUCAGAACUACGCAGCUUUUCGGGUGCUCGUUGUUGGGGGAAAAUUGUAUGUGGAUUUGUACUAUGCUUGCGUGCAGAGCAGAGCAAUGUUUACUAUUUGGGGUUUGUUGCAGCUUCUUAGGAGAUAUCCUGGGAUGGUGCCUGAUGUGGACAUAAUGUUUGAUUGUAUGGAUAAGCCUACUAUUAAGCGGACGGAACACCAGUCGAUGCCUUUGCCUCUGUUUCGAUAUUGCACAACCAAUGAACAUUUUGACAUCCCUUUCCCUGAUUGGUCUUUCUGGGGUUGGUCAGAGAUUAACAUCCGACCAUGGCAUGAGGAGUUCCCAGAUAUCAAGCGAGGUUCCCAAACUGUACCUUGGAAUAAUAGGCAGCCAUUUGCAUAUUGGAAAGGAAACCCAGAUGUUGGCUCUCCUGUUCGUAUGGCAUUACUAGAAUGUAAUGAUACUGCAAUGUGGGGAGCGCAAAUUUUGCGUCAGAAUUGGAGUGAACAAGCUAAAACUGGUUUUAAGGAGUCAAAGCUUUCAAGUCAGUGUAAUCAUAAGUACAAGAUCUAUGCUGAAGGAUAUGCAUGGUCAGUGAGCCUGAAAUAUAUCCUUGCGUGUGGUUCUGUUGCACUAAUGAUAUCACCGCAGUAUCAAGAUUUUUUCACCCGCGGUCUUAUUCCACAAAACAACUUCUGGCUAGUUGAUGCUUUUGAUUUAUGUCCCUCUAUAAAGCGUGCUGUUGACUGGGGCAAUGGCCACCCAGCUGAGGCUGAGGCUUUAGGCAAAAGAGGGCAACAAUUAAUGGAAUCUCUGAACAUGGAUAGAGUUUAUGAUUACAUGUUUCAUCUUAUUUCUGAAUAUGCAAAACUGCAAGACUUCACACCUACGCUGCCUUCAUCAGCCAUGGAAGUUUGUCCGGAGUCCGUGCUGUGCUAUGCCGAUGACAAGCAAACACCAUUCCUCAAAAGAUCAACUGUCUUCCCUUCACAAUCUCCUCCCUGUACUCUUCCACCUCCCAAGACUGAUCAUCCAUAGUGUAAGCUUGAAAGCCCCUAACCUUUUUCAGAAAUGGGGGAAAACAGCUGCCAGUUUCAGAGAAAUAGAUAUGUUACAGUUCCUUAACACUUAUACAAUCAUGCAUUAGAUCUGUAGAAGGUCUGGAUGAUAUUUUGCGAGAGUCUAGUACUUGGAUAGUUGAUCUCAUUUGACUCGCCACCAUAUUGAAUGUAAACUCACACGUGAUUAUCUCUUUGAAAUUUAUACCUUUUUAAAGAAAUUUAGAAGAUCAAAAUUACUGGAAAGGAGAUUUAGAACAUCAAAGAGGAUGAAAUCACUGUGGACUUGUUUUGUGCUGAUGUGGAAGAAGUAAACUGAGCCUUAAAUUUUGUUAAA